Messenger RNA from Chaetomium fimeti, 3411 nucleotides. Its product is annotated as TUP1-like enhancer of split-domain-containing protein. The transcript is spliced from 5 exons. Gene Ontology annotation, biological process: chromatin remodeling; regulation of DNA-templated transcription; DNA-templated transcription. Lineage: Eukaryota; Fungi; Ascomycota; Sordariomycetes; Sordariales; Chaetomiaceae. Bases 82 to 3306 code for a protein of 1074 amino acids. The record is from RefSeq and is a predicted model, not a curated record. Gene Ontology annotation, cellular component: HIR complex; chromatin; nucleus. Gene Ontology annotation, molecular function: protein binding; nucleosome binding.
AGAGCUCCAAGCUCCUUCCCAAAACUCCAACAAACAGCAUCGACAUGAACAUAUCGCGUCCAUUGACGCCCCCCACACAGCAUGCAUAUUAUCAAACCUUCAUGGUUGCGACAUAGUGGGGAGCAAAAGGAUUUCGAGGUUUACAGCUGCCACAUUUCCCCCGAUGGUUCGAGGCUCGCCACCGCCGGCGGAGACGGCCAUGUCCGCGUCUGGUCGACCAAAGCCAUCCUCAACGCCGAUCACCCAGAACACGGCAAACCACGACAGCUUUGCCACAUGAGCCACCACCUAGGCACCAUCCACUCCGUCCGAUUCUCCCCGAACGGCCGCUAUCUCGCUUCUGGCGCCGACGAUAGGGUCAUCUGCAUAUACCAGCUCGAUAGCAACCCACCUUCGCAUGCGGCAACAUUUGGCACGAACGAACCCCCGCCUGUUGAGAACUGGAAAACACACAAACGUCUCGUCGGUCACGAUAGCGAUGUCCAGGACCUCGCCUGGUCAUACGACAACUCGAUCCUCGUCUCCGUCGGCUUAGAUUCCAAGGUGGUGGUAUGGUCGGGACACACUUUCGAGAAGCUGAAAACCAUCGCCGUACAUCAGAGCCACGUUAAGGGUAUCACAUUCGAUCCCGCCAACAAGUUCUUCGCGACCGCGGGCGAUGACCGACACAUCAAGAUCUUCCGUUUCACCCCGCCCCCGCCGAAUGCGACCCAACAUGACAUGGUUAACAACUUUGUCCUCGAGACAACCAUCAGCGCGCCGUUCAAGAGCUCGCCGCUUACAACCUACUUUCGGAGAUGUAGUUGGUCUCCAGACGGUAAUCACAUAGCGGCAGCCAAUGCGGUCAACGGACCCGUGAGCAGCGUUGCAAUCAUUGAGCGCUCGAGGUGGGACAGUGAGAUCAACCUAAUCGGUCACGAGGGGCCCACCGAAGUCUGCAUGUUCUCCCCCCGUUUGUUCCAUACGCAAAAGCCCAGCGACAACGCGUCCGAUAAGGGCUCGCCCGGCCUGGUGACAGUCAUCGCAUCCGCGGGACAGGAUAAGACGCUGAGCAUAUGGAACACAAACACCUCGAGACCCGUUGUUAUUUUGCAGGAUGUGGCGUCCAAGUCCAUGUCCGACCUCGCCUGGACCCCCGACGGCCAGACACUGUUCGCCUCGAGUUUGGACGGCACAAUUCUCGCUGUCAAGUUUGAGACGGGUGAGUUGGGUUGGGUGGCAACUGCCGAGGAGAACGACAAGGCGUUGCAAAAAUAUGGCGGGUCGAGGAAGGGGAUGGGGACCGCUGAAGAUGUCGACGGUUUACACCUCGAGAACCACAGCAAAGAGGGCGAGCUGCGGGGAGCCGAGUCAAGGAUGGGUGCGCUGAUGGGGGAUUUCCAACCCGAGGACAAGGGCCAACCGGCCGCAACUAAUGGCUCAAAGCCGACGGCCAAGAACGGCGAGACUAAUGGCACGGCAGAGCCAAAGGAGAAGGAGGCAACCAAGGCAGCGCCGGCCGAGGAAAGUGUAGAGAAGACGGCUGAAAGGAUAGCUGAACUGAAGUCGCGAGUGCAGGUUACCAAGGACGGAAAGAAGAGGGUAGCGCCAUUACUGGUCUCGUCGUCCGCCACAGGUCUCUUGUCAUUACCUCAGUCACAGCUGGUCGGUUCGAAAUCGACCAAAACAACCCAAAACGAUACACCGCAAACCAUCUUGGACCUUUCCAAGCCAUCCCACGGCUUGCCGAGAGGAGGCAUAGCCGCCAUGCUCCUGGGCAACAAGCGGAAAGCUGCUGCAAUGGAGGGAGAGGAGGAGGACGAGCUCGCGGGCAGGCGGCCUUCGGCUGGGCCCGUUCCAAUUCUGAUUGACACCCCCGAGGGGUUAGAACCUGCUCCCUUGACCGCCCCUGCUCAAGGUGUUGUACCGACACCAGAGUACCUCCGGCCAGCCGUCAUAAGCCCAGCCGUUUCCUUCUCCCAGGUCAGACUGGCCGUGCCCAAGGUGCGGUCACACAUCGUGAGACCGCUCGAAAAAGGCGUCCUUCAAGGACAGUCAACCCUUGACGAAGCAUCCAAAGUACCCGAGAUUAUCGUUCUCGAGGCUAAGAACCCCAUCAGACCCCGAGAGCCCGCCCACAUCUCGGCCUCCAAACGAGGCGCCCGUCUCUGGCAAGACUACCUCCCGCGCGCCAUCAUUCUCGUAACCGGCAACAAACACUUCUGGGCAGCCGCUUGCGAGGAUGGCUCCUUGCACACCUGGACGCCCGCCGGCCGUCGCCUCCUCAACGGCAUCAUCCUCGAGUCCCAGCCCGUCAUCCUCGAAUCCCGUGAGCACUGGCUCCUCUGCAUCACCUCGGUCGGCCUCUGUCACGUAUUCAAUAUCAAAACCAUGUCCGCCGCCCACCCGCCCGUGUCCUUGGGACCCAUCCUCGACAUGGCCAUCACCUCCCUCUCCCCCGAGGGCCCGACCCCCGCGCCGGGGGUCACCUCAGCACACCUCAACAGCGUCGGCGCCAUCGUCGUCACACUCAGCAACGGCGACGGCUUCUACUACUCCUCCACCAUGUACGCAUGGCAGCGCCUCUCCGAGUCCUGGUGGGCGCUGGGCAGCCAGUACUGGAACAGCAACGACUCGUCCGUCAGCGCGCUGUCGACCACGGCCGUGGGACCCACCGCAACCACCACAUCAUCCACAUCCGCAACAACCCCCGACCGACCGGACGCCGCCACAGCCGAGAUCGGCAUCUCGGCCGGCAUCAUCCCCCACCUCGAGCGCCACACCACCAACGAGUUCCUGCUCAAGGGCCGCGCCUUCACCCUGCAGCGCCUCAUCAAGACCCUCCUCUCCAAGGACGGCUUCGAAGGCUUCGAGAGCACCGUCAGCGUCGCCCACCUCGAGAACCGCAUCGCCGGCGCCCUGGGGCUCGGCGCCCGCGAGGAGUUCCGGCUGUACCUGUUUAUGUAUGCUAGGCGGAUCGGUGCCGAGGGGUUGAGGGGGAAGGUCGAGGAGUUGUUGAAUUGUUUGGUGGGGGGGUUGUUGCAGGAGAAAAACGGGGGUGGUGGUGGUGGUGGUGCUGGGGGUCUGGGUGGGGAGGCGAAGGGGUGGUUUGGGAAGGGGGAGAUGUUGGGGGGGUGGGAGAGGCGCGAGUUGUUGAAGGGGGUUGUGCUUAUUUUGGGCAAAUUCCGCGACCUCCAGCGGUUGACCGUCCAGUAUGCCCGCAUUCUGGGGCUGACUGCCGACGGCGAGGAGGAGGAGGAGGACGGUGACAACGGCGGCGGCGGUGAGAAUGGCGCUGCGGCCGAGGAGAUGGAAUUGGAGGAGUAGUGCGCCGACGCUGGACUGCGUGUUCGUCCCCAGUCGGCGUAUCCGUAUCCGGAUGGGGAUCUACCUACUACUCCUAUCACGCGGGUGGCGGGAUCGAAGCGCUUG